AUGGAAAAUUUCGCUUGUGUUAUUUCCUUGUCAGCCUUACGUCCCGAACCGGCUCAGAAGUUCGAUUUAAGUCCACGACCAGGGGUUCUUUUAUUCGACAGUUUCGAAACACUCAAAAUUGCCGAAUGCCUGGAAGAUCAUUUGAUAAAAGAAAAUAUCGAGAAGAAGGACAUCUUAGGCCUCCUAGAGCUCCAUCAAAAUACUACCUUACCAGCUUAUGCAAAAAGCCUUCGUCUUAGUUAUGUGAAAACAAAUGAAGGCGAACUGGCUUUUCGAUCCGAUCGGUCCCUAAGCUUACACGAGGACCAACUUAGAACCAAUCCCCUUAUGAAGAAGGUCUUCGACAGACAACAAGCCAUUGUUCCAACUCCGAUCAAGUUCGACCCCUAUAGACCAUCUGGUCUAACUUCCGCUGUGGUGGUGAAACGAGAACAAUCACAUGAUUUUGGCGUACAAAUUUGUAGUCUGAACGGUGGAAUUUAUAUUUCUUACGUGAGAGAGGACUCCCCGGCUGCUAGAGCUGGUCUUCGUUUUACAGACCAGAUUACGCAUAUCGAUGGGAAGCCAGUGACAGGCGUCAAGGUAGCAGAGGUUAUGGGGAUGCUGACCAACAAGGACACAUGGAAAAUUACGAAAAAAGAUCGGUAA
Molecule: messenger RNA, 648 nt
Organism: Dibothriocephalus latus
Lineage: Eukaryota; Metazoa; Platyhelminthes; Cestoda; Diphyllobothriidea; Diphyllobothriidae
Source: the annotation of a GenBank genome assembly